Messenger RNA from Guyanagaster necrorhizus, 863 nucleotides. RefSeq lists its product as uncharacterized. NCBI's taxonomy places the organism in Eukaryota, Fungi, Basidiomycota, Agaricomycetes, Agaricales, Physalacriaceae. The record is from RefSeq and is a predicted model, not a curated record. The transcript has 5 exons. Gene Ontology annotation, cellular component: respiratory chain complex III. Gene Ontology annotation, biological process: mitochondrial electron transport, ubiquinol to cytochrome c. The coding region runs from base 124 to 456 and encodes 110 amino acids.
GUCGCAGGAGCCAAGUUGGCUACCAGGAAACCACCUGCCCAGAUGUGGGCCGAUACAACCGCUGACUAAGCAACGUUUCUCACGGCCUGUCCCGAUUCCGAAUCUUCUUUCAUCACGUCCACGAUGAACAACAUCACCUCCUUCUUUUCGUCGUUUAUCCCCACCGCCCACUGCGACUCUGAGGACAAACCAGAGGAGACACCCGUUGAAGAGGCCCAGCCGCAGGAGGAGGAGGAGGAGGAGGAGGAGGAGGAGGAACCGGAAGACAUCCACCCCAUCAUCCGGGAGGAGUGCAAGGAAUCGUCCAAGUGCUCUGCGCUUGCCAAGCACUUUGAGCAUUGUCAGGAAAAGGUCUCGAAAGGCGAGGGAUCCAAGGGCGAGGAAUGUGUUGAGGAACUCAUGAUGCAUUGCGUCGAUGAAUGCGCCGCGCCCAAGCUGUUCGCUAAGCUACGUUAGAAGGGUCCUGGGCCGUCAAUACGACGGAGGAACGGUCAUUAAUAGACAGGUGGCACGUCUCUGUGGAUUUUGGACAAAAAUGAAAAUCCUUUGUUCUUAUCUAUUAAGUCUUCCUACGUACGGGUACAUAUUGCGCGAAUCGUUUGGAGGAUCCUGGACGUCGGCUGUUCCCCCACCACAGUUAUUUCUUUCUGGGACGACCACGCUAUCCACGAAGUGUUACUUGAACCAGAAGCAAAGCAAGUCGGGACAAGGGUAGUUAGUUCGUUUCUGCCCUGCAUCCAAAAUGGAUGUUCUUUUGCCGUUCUCCUCUGAUCGUCGCCAUCAACGCGCUGACCCCUAUAAACAUAUGACUUGACCAUUUUUCCCGCUAAUACUAUUCUGACCAAGUCGGGCAUGCGUUUUAC